UUCUGGGUCACUACAACAAGUGCUUGGCGAUCUGUGCAACCUUUAGGCAUUCCACAAAAUUCCAUAGCAUAUUGAAGAAAAUAUAGAAUGCCCAGUGAGACCACUCAGGUCAAGGUGGUGGUCAAGGCUCGCCCCCUUCUGGAGGUGGAAGAAACCAAAGGUGGGAAAAAUGUGGUCAAGAUAUCUGGAGACAAAAUCAGUGUGGACACAGGAGGAAAGGAACAGACAUUUGUAUAUGAUGGAAGUUUUGCUGGAGAUGUGAAAGCAAACCAGCUGUACAAGGACAGAUGUGAACCACUCCUGCAGAAAGCAUUGGAAGGAUACAAUGUCAGCAUCAUGGCUUUUGGUGCAACUGGUUCUGGGAAGUCCCACUUGAUGUCAGGGACAGAGGAUGACCCAGGGAUUGUUCCUUGUUUGAACCAUAGUCUGUACAAGCAUGUUGAAGAAAAAGCUGGGAAGAAAGAAUUCUUUAUCACAGUCACAUUUGUUGAGAUUUUGGAUGAACAAAUGACGGACUUGUUAAAUCCACAUUCCAAUGAGAUGAGAGUCAGACAGCACCCACAGCUUGGAAUUUUCAGACAGCUAAGAUCUGAGGGUGUGGACAGUAACAGCAGUCUGCAGGCUGUGGCAAGGGUCAUUGCAGCCCUGGGAGAUUCCAAGAAGAAAGGUGGCCACGUGCCAUACAGAGACUCCAGAAUAACAAGGCUUCUACAGGAAGCCUUUGGCGGGAAUGCUUUCAGCCUUAUGUUUGCCUGCAUAUCUCCAGCAGAUCUGUUCUCACAGGAGACAAUGGUGACUCUGCAGUAUGCUACUCUUGCUAGGAAUAUUAAGAACGAGGCCAGAGUAAAUUUGGAUGAGACAACACACAUCAUUGCUGACCUCAGAGAAGAAAUUGCACGUCUCAGAGACAAGCUGACAACAAACAGUAAGAAGGAGGAUGUCAUGAAGAUGGAGGAUUUAAUCCAUGAUUUGCAAAUUGCCAAGAGGCAGACAUGGGAAGAGAAGCAAAGGUUGUCCAUUCAGUAUGAGGAGGAAAGAAAAACAAACUUGGCUAAUAAGGGAAUACUGGAGUGGGUGAUGGACAGCAUGCGAAAGGGAGACAAGGAGAUGCAGGAAAAGCUUUUGCUUCUUCAAAAAGAAAAAGAUCAGUUAAUGCUUCAAUACAAAGAAAAGAGAAAGGCUGUGGAUGGAAUGAAAGAAGACCUGCAGAAAAAGAUUGCUGAAUACUCCAAGAUGGCUGACAGUGGUAAAGCUACAGAUGCAAGCACCAAGGCUAAGGUGACAGCCAUUCAUGAAUUGAAAGAGCUUUUGAAGAGUGAAAGUGAAAGGCUGAAGGAAAUAAAACAACACUUGAAGGAGGUCACAGAGAAACAGAGGACAGAAAGAGAGGAUGCCAGAUCUCAGAACAUGAUGCUGAGGGGCAAUGCUGAGCUGAGACAAGCUGUAGAGAUUGAGGAGCGAAAGAAGAUCGAGAUGGAGAAUGCCAUCAUGGUGGAGGAUGAGAUGGAGAGAGUCGGGAGAGAGGUGGAUUUUCUCAGAAUGGAAAUUCAGAACAAGGUGGAGCAAGGCAAGCAGUACAGUUCAGAGGAAGGCAGCAAGCUGGAGAUAGAGGUUGCAGAGCUGAAGGCUGAGAGACAAGUGAUUGCACUUCAGCAACAAGUGCUUGAACAGGAGAAGGCUCGCCUUCAGAGGACCCUGGACGAUGCAUAUAAGCAUCACAAAGAGGAGACAGAAAUACUGCAGCUGCAAAAUUUCCAGACAUUCCGUAACUAUCGUGAGGUGUUUGAACAGCAGAAGUCUGCCCUGGAGCAGAGAUACAGAGGACUGCUUGAAGAUGCAGUACAGGAUGCAGUCUUCAUGUCUUCCAGGAAUGCGGAGAUGGUGGAGGAAAACCAGUCCCUUAGACAAGAAAUUGCAGAACUAAAAGACAGGUUGACGGUGCUGGAGGGACAGGCUGCAGCCAACUAACCCUGGAGACUUAGUUCUUAUAAAACAUAAACUUUGACAUUCAAUAUGACAUCAUUUAACUUAAGAGGAAUUACAAGUGUUGUUGCAAUCCGUCUAAAAGGGAAUAUAUCUAUUUCAGCAUAUUUUACAAACUCAGUUAAAUUUAAAAUUUGACAUAGUAUGAUACAUGCUUAUGAUUAUAUAUAUUUCUUAUUUAAAUGUCAAUUAAUAACCGUCCAUUAUAGACAUAUUGUGAUUUAAAGCAAAGUUGUAUAUAUGUAUAUGGCAAGGCAGAGGAAUUGAAUUUGUAAAACCUGGAAUCUUGAGAAACAGAGGUAUGCAGGUUUUAGAUGUCUCUUAUAAUGCAGUAAAAUCCGUCCUUUUUAGACAGUUGUAUCUCGUUUAUUUUUCUGAUGCAGUAAUAUACACUGCACAUAAAAAUGUUAAUGUUCCAUUAUUACAAUAUAUAAGUUACAUGACUGUACAAUCUCAGAGAGCUUUACAUUUAGUCAAAUAUUCAAACUUACAUAGUUUUUUUAUGCAGAUACAUGCUUUACAGAUAUUCAUCUUUUAUGGUUAAACAUAUUAUUUAAUCUAGAUGUAUACUAGAAGUCAUUGAUUUUAUUUUAGUUUAGACCCAUUUUUACUGAAUUUGCCAUUUUGAUUAAGUCUGAUCUGACAAGUCAUUUCUGAUUAAUGUUGUUAUUCAAUUUUAUUAAAAUUAAUGGUAGAUUAGGAAUGAUUAUAAUAUCAAUUAAUCAAGAUACAUACUGCAGUGUUAUAAAUCUAUGCUUCUUUAAUUUCCAUGGUUUUCAUGCUGGUUCAUGAAAGGCCAGAUAUCAUUCUGAUAACAAUAAAUUUUGUUCAUAAUAUUGUUCAUGGUUUUCUUUGAGAUUUUAAGCAUUUUAAUUCGCUUAUUUCAGACAUGACUGUAUAUUAAUUUAAAUGUUUCUUAG
Molecule: messenger RNA, 2903 nt
Organism: Lingula anatina
Lineage: Eukaryota; Metazoa; Brachiopoda; Lingulata; Lingulida; Lingulidae
Biological process (GO): microtubule-based movement; mitotic spindle organization; spindle elongation
Cellular component (GO): microtubule associated complex
Molecular function (GO): microtubule motor activity; ATP binding; microtubule binding
Source: RefSeq, a predicted model, not a curated record